AGUUUGUUAUUCAUCUUCUAUUUAGUGAAAUCACUCAAUAUUUUUUUUCUUAUUAAAUAUACUUAUUCAAUGAUGUUUUUUAUCCGAAAAGUGUAUGUAAGAAAAAUACCCACUACUAAGCAUUCCCUCUUAAAUAGAUUGACAAAAAACAAAUAUUUAUCCAAUUGGAAAAAUUUAUUUUUCAAUGAUUUUUGUUAUAUAAUUUCAAAAUAUUCAUAAAAGUUAUUUGAAAGUGUAAAAAACUUGAUGGCUUGCAAGGUUUUUGAGUUGUCCGUCAGUUUUCUGUGUUGUGUUCCAGUGUUGGUGUUUUUUUUUCUGUUUUCAAGAUGGUGGUUCGCUAGAAGAAUUGAAAUAAUUUUCCGAGACUAAAUUUGUCUUGGAUUCUUGAUUGAUAAGAAUCUAUUCUGUUAUUUCAGUUAUAAGUUUGAAAAGUGUUAAUCUUGUAGUGAAAUGCUAGUUCAAGAACCUGUAAAGGCGGCCAUCUGGCAUUGUCUAAAUCAUUACGCUUACCCAGACGCCAUAUUUCUAGCUGAACGACUAAGAGCUGAAGUUGACUCUGAAGAUACAUUAUUUCUGCUGGCAACGUGCUAUUACCGCAGUGGCAAACCAGCUCAGGCAUAUUCCCUAUUGAAUGAGAAAGGUGCCAACUCUCCACAAUGCAAAUAUCUUCUGGCCAAAUGCUGUUUGGAACUCAACAAAUUGUCAGAAGCAGAGUCAGCGCUGACAGGCGGCGGGUGCGGCGGUGCAGUGAGCCUGGACGACGUGACAUGUGAGUUUGGCGAGGCGGCCGGCUUUGCGCUAGCCCUGGUGGCGCGAGUCUGCUACGCCAGCGACCGCACAGCGCGUGGAGCCGACGCCUACCGCCGCGCGCUGCGUGUCAACCCAUUCCUGUGGCACUCGUUCGAGGAGCUGUGUCAUCGCGGCGAGAAGCCCGACCCGAACAAGGUGUUCUCGCUCAACAGCCUCGACAAUCUGUCGGCCAUCAUCGGAUCCAGUCAGGUGGCCUCGUUGCACAAUGUGACUGUCACCGCCAACGCAAACACCAGCUCCACCUACUGCGAGCCACUCGAUCAUGUCUAUGUCAACAGUAGCAGUACGCCAGUGCAAGUACAGAACGUACUGAGCAGUAAUAUCGCUAUAAGUGGUAUUCGACCUCAGUACACGCCUGAGGAGACUGUACACAGCACGUUGAAUAGCCACGCCCCCAAACGAAAUCCAUGCAAAGAAUUCACACAGAAACUAUUCUCCAACAUCAGCUAUUCCCCAUUUUCGCCCAGUUUUGGAGUAUUUCCAAUUGAUUACACGUCAAGUCCCAGUGACGUGAUUACGUCGCCAAUGGCUCCUUCCAGUAUGGCUCUACCCCCAUCCACACUCACUGAAGCCAACGACCAGAAAGGCCUUAGCAAACGCAUGAUGAAUCGCAAAGACACACCGUUGCACCAGUCGAAGCCAGUGUUCAGCCAGUGCUCAGGCAAUCUCACCUCUCCCAGCGCCCCUCCCACGCCCCACGCCCAUUCCCCCCUCCAGUCGGCGCAGAACGUACGGCGCAGCUCACGGCUAUUCUCCAACAGCUACUCUGUCAAGGAAAACAACAAGAGUCCGAACAGGAAUAAAUUCGUGACGCCGAAAUCGCCGAGGAAGGUGAAAAGUCGAAUAUCGAAGACGAACCUGAACAAGCCGUCGUACACCGACCUGAACGAGCGCAACCGAGUGGUCGGGGGCGGGGGCGGUGGGGGUGGAGGUGUGGUGGGGGGUGGUGAGAGGGCGGAGACCAUCACUGGGCUGGAGGAGGCCAACGCUGCCGCUCAUCAGACCAUCACCCGCCAGGCCCUGUCUCUGCAGAAGCAGUCCAUCGAAGGCCUUAUGUCGUUGCUAAGGGAAAUAGGAACAGCUUAUCUGCAUCUUUCACAAUACAACUGUCAAAAAGCUAUAGCCUGCUUGAAUGACCUACCGCUGAGACAUUACAAUAGUGGCUGGGUGCUAUGUGUGUUAGGAAAAGCCCACUUCGAAAUGAACGACUUUCAACAAGCUAUCAAACUGUUUAGCCGCGUUCGCCAGCUGGAGCCGUACCGACAACAGCUGAUGGAGGUGCUGAGCACGGCGCUGUGGCAGCUGCAGCGAGAGGCCCAGCUGUCAGUGCUGGCACAGGAGCUGAUUGCCCUGGACCGGCACUCUCCCGCCGCCUGGUGUGCCGCCGGCAACUGCUUCAGUCUCCAGAAGGAGCACGACACCGCCAUCAAGUUCUUCCAUAGGGCUGUGCAAGUAGAUCCUAAUUUCGUUUAUGCAUAUACACUUCUAGGUCAUGAAUAUGUGAUAACCGAAGAAUUAGAAAAAGCAAUGAGUUGUUUUAGGAAUGCAAUUCGUAUAUGUCCUAGACAUUAUAACGCGUGGUACGGAAUAGGAACAAUAUAUUCGAAACAAGAGAGGUUCAAAUUAGCUGAACUACAUUUUAGAAGUGCAUUGAAGAUUAAUCCAAACAAUGCUGUUCUUAUGUGUCACAUCGGAGUGAUGCAGAACGCGCUGAUGAAGACUGAAGAGGCGUUGCAGACGCUGAACGCAGCGCUGGAGAAGGAACCACGCAACCCGCUCUGCAAGUUCCACCGCGCCUCCAUCUACUUCGCGGCCGGCCGCCACGCCGAGGCGCUCCACGAACUACAACACCUCAAAACCAUAGUUCCCAAAGAAUCUCUAGUCUAUUACCUAACAGGAAAGGUUUAUAAAAAGUUGGGACAGACACAUUUAGCAUUAAUGCACUUCAGCUGGGCUACAGAUCUGGAUCCGAAAGGUGCCAAUAGUCAAAUAAAAGAGGCAAUUGACCCAGCCAUCUCUCGAUCUCAAGCUGAAGAAUCUUGUGUAGAGUUUGUGAACGGUUCGAAUGCAGGGCUGACUCCGGACGCGUCACUAGAAGCGCCGCUUGUAAUACAGGAGAGCGAUGAAGGGAGUCUCUAGUAAUAGCCAACGCCAACCCAAGUAUUAUAAUCAUCAUCGACGCUUUAGUAUUGGAUGAAAAGCCGCCUUCAACACACACUGCACAGUGUUGCCAGUGUGUUGCCACACAACUCGACUCGUUCCGACCUCUCUUCUUCUUCGUCUUUGUUUCCUGUGUAGACGUUUUGCUGUCUAGCUUCCAAAUUGUUUUGUGCAUGCGUUUUCUUCAGUCAUCCAGUGACUUGAUGUUCAAAAUUAGCUAUCCGGCUAGAGCUCCAUAAUUCUAGUUGCAGUUAUGGUUCUUAGUUUUAUUUGAACAGUUAUUUCAAUUCUCAAUGGACGACUUGCAGUCUCCCACUUGUACCGGUGCAAACGCUCAGCCUAUUUUAUAGUUCCUCUCUGUAACUUGCUGUACAAAAUUGAAAUUAUUUAUAUGCAUAUUAUUCGAGAAUUUUGUAAAUAUUUAAAAUCAACUCAGAAAGUAAUAAAUAUAUUAUAUUCAAUUGUUUAUCUAGCAAAUCUAGCAACCCUAUCCAUUAUUGUACUGCCUAUUCAAUUCUUAUUUCCAAAAAAAUUAUCAUUCUGGUAAUGUGACAAUUGAGUGAAUUUAGUUUCUAAAUUAUUCCAAAUUUCUUACUAAAAACAAAAAAUUAAAACUUAUUUCCUUUUUACAUUUGUUCAAUAUUAAACUGACUUACAUUAUAAUGUGUAAUUUGUCCCUAGAUUCUUUUCCAAUACCGUAUUGAUAUUUUAUUAAGCCGAAUUCAACAAUAUUGCUAGUUUGAAAAAUUUCUAUAAGACUUCAAAUUUCUUAAUGCCACUUGAUUGUUGAAAUCAUUGCAUCAAAAAACUGAUUCAUUUUAAUAGUCAAACGAACUAAUUUUGGUGAUUAUAUAGUUGAUUUGCUUUAUUUUUUCGCCUGCUCAUAAUUUUCUUCCUAAUUUAUUCUUCAAGUAUAAUAGACUACAGUGAAAGAUAACGUGUAUGAUGGAACAGCCCUGAGAGUUUUCGACCAGUCGUUCUAGAAGCAGGAUAUUAAUAUUAAAUUGAAGAACUCUGAACUCAAUACUCAAUUGAGAAUCCAUCUUUUAUUAACUGGAAAACACCUGAAGAUUCUGAAUAAAUUGAAAUUCAUCCAGUGGAGCAGUUCUAGUGUUUCGCAUUUUGGAUUGAGAUUUGUGGAAACUGCCAGGUUUGAGCUCAAACCCACCCUUAUAGAAACCAGAGUGAUUGAAAAACGUGGAGAAAAGGAAAGAAGAUAAGAAUUUAUAUUUUUACAUCUACAUUCAGUCCAUACACAUUGGAUAAGCAAGCUUUUUUGAGGAAUAAAAUAGAUUGCGAAAAGCUUCACCUGCACCAAUUACAGUUAACUAGACUAUUUUCGUCAAUUUCAGAGGAGAUACCAAACAUUAUAUUGCAAGGUAAGCCGAAUUGGUUUCAUGUGAUUAUUACCAAUUUAUAAUUCACCCCACAACUAAUAUUAUUAAAUAUGUUAAAAAAGUAUACCGUAGUACUUUCAUGUUAAAACAGGUGGGCUAUCAUAACUAAAUCUUCAGUUAGAAUUUAAUCAGAAUUUCAAAAAAUUGUAUUAAUCCAUAAUGCAAGAAUUAUGUUUAUCUCAUGAUGAAAUAAUCGAUAAUAUUUUGUAAAAUAUGAAUUAUAAAAAAAAUCAAUACGCAUUAAAUUACUGAAGCUUGAAACUAUCAAGAUUGAAAUUGCUGUUCACAUUGACGGCUUGCUAGAGAUGGCCCGUGGCUGCCAUUUGAACCAAUGUAAACUGGGGGCUAUCUCGUGAAGCAUGUCUAGUUUGUACAAUAAGCUUCAAUUUUUGAUUAGUUAAUCAAUUAGUAUGUUCUGUAGUCAUUGUCGGCGUCUUUUAAAUCCAUUUUUUUAAAAUAUUCAAUACUAUAAACUCGCAAACCAUAUUACUUCCAUAAAUUAAUAUUAUUGUUAAAUGCUAUUUAAAAGGAUAAUUUUAUUUCAUUUAACUAAAACAACGAUUCUAUGUAAAAGUAGUAUUAAGUUAACACUUCUAUUCUCUCAAUUACGAAUCACAUUAUUGCUACUCAGCUUUGGCCUUUUGGCUAUAAUCGACUGUUAGUAGUAACUGUCAAUUUCAUUUUUUUUCGGUUUCUUUCGCACUUACUUCCGGUGUCUCCGCCACGGUCCAUGGAACGGAAAAUCGUCUUUCACCAUUCAAAGUUAUUCAAUUUAAACACGAGGUAAAGUUCUUUUAUUGCCAAUAAAAGUAAAUCAGUAAUGUAUGGUCUCUACCCAAAGUGCUAAUAAAAGUAACUGAUAAUAUAUUUCUAACAUAAAAAUGAUAAACAAGUAACCAUAGGACAAUUUUAAUGAUAAUUCAACCGUUUACUUCAUUCUUCAACCGUUUACUAUAUUCUAUUUUAAUUUUUAAUAGGUGCCUAUCAUAACAUAAUAUUAUUAAAAAUUGAAUAGUUUCAAUGCUAGCCCACCUGCUUGGCAGCUAUAAUUGUUAAUGAAUAGACAUUGAAGAGCGGCAUCUAGGUCUUCCAAAUCUCUUUGAAUGAUUACUGCAUGUUACCUAUUUUCUUCUGUCAACUGGUGUGAAAUAUGUAGGAGUGUUUUAAUUUUACGAGAGAAUGGAAUCAUUUAUGAUUUUGUCAAAGGUCAUUUCCUAAAACCGGUAUGUUCCAAUGUACUGCAAUUUUUUUACGUAAUUCAGUGUAAUUUAAUCUCCACCUAUUAGGAUCUAAGGAAAUUUUUUAAUAUGCCAGACUUUGGUUAUCGAACAAUGACUGGAGAGAUUUUUUAAGCAUGAAUCUGUCUAUUGUACAAGCAGUAAAUUCAUCUAAGAAUAAUAUUUUAUUCUUAAAUCGGUUAAAAGUCAUGUAGUGAUAAGCCGGAAACAACGAAUCACACAUCAUUGUCAGAACUUUAUUAUGAAAUUGAAUUUAUUUCAAGUGAUGGAACUCAACAAGAAAUGUUGUACUGUACCUGCUAGAUGUUGAUCAUUUGAAAGCAGAUUAAGCUCUCCUUGUUGAUUUUUAUUGUUAAUUGCUUAUUAUUUGAUGAUUUAUCCUACUCCUACCCAAUUUAAUGUGACUUGAAGUUGUUAUGUUCGUUCAAUAAAUAGAGAAGUGUCCAUUGAGUUGAUUACCAUUUCAUUAAAUUUGAAAUGUAUUUCAGUUGCAUUUGUAUAUUAUUUGUAUUUAGAAACGAUUAUAUAGAUAUAUUUAUAAAAAUGUAAAUAGGUUCAAUGUAAAAUUAGUAGGUAAAUUACGAUUAAUCUAAAUUGAAUGUUAUUAUUGUAAUGAUGAUAAUUUUAUUACGGAAUUGUGAACUGAUUACUAAAUAGUGCGUACAUAGUGCUUCGAAUUGUGAUUUGAUAAAUUCUGUCAAAAACUGGGGCUGAUGUUCAGAAAAUUAUCAUUAAUAUGUGACGUUCAUUUUUCGAAUUAUUCUGCAUGUAAUCAAGAAGUUAUUAGUUGCUACUAUCUGGCAUGGUACGUACAAUCCAUGAUCUACUGAUAUUCAAAUUUCGCAUUGUAAUCUCUUAUUUAGGUCAACUCACAUUUUUGCAAUUGUCUUAUUAUUUAUCGAAAAAGAAGAAAUAUUAUUAUUCUA
Molecule: messenger RNA, 6531 nt
Organism: Nilaparvata lugens (brown planthopper)
Lineage: Eukaryota; Metazoa; Arthropoda; Insecta; Hemiptera; Delphacidae
Gene: Cdc27
Product: cell division cycle protein 27 homolog
Exons: 15
Coding region: 451-2949 (832 amino acids)
Biological process (GO): cell division
Molecular function (GO): protein binding
Source: RefSeq, a predicted model, not a curated record